AUGCUUCCAAGGACAGGUUCUUUCGAUGGAAUUCCAAAAAACUUCAGGGCAAGCCUGAGAAAAACACACAGUGAAGAAGGCUCUGAUAUAUUUGAUUACAUGGAUGAAGGAAUUUCUAGAAGCACUUCUCAAUACUCUGGAAUCCUCUCAAUUGCACCACCAUCCGCCAAACAAUCUGGAGAUUUCAGUCAUCUUCCAACAAACUUUGUGACUCCAAAAAAUGAAGAUCCGUUGAGGAGAAAACUUGUGGGUUUUCUCAAAAAUACAAUCAAAAUAAUUCCACUAAUGCACAAGGCAUCGACUGAUAGUGAAAGAGAUUUGAAUAAAAAUCAAAAAGAUCCAUCGAAUAAUAAUCAAGAAGAAAAAGGAGAAGAAGAGAAUCCAACUACUGCAAAAUCAGCAAGAUUUCAAAGUAAGGAUUUGAAGAAAAAAGUAGAAAAAGGGAAAGAAGAAGAUCCAAAAAUGAUGGACUCGGAAUCAGCGGUUUAUGAAAUCGACGAAUUGAAUUCAACGAUUGCUCCGUCGAGUUCUCGGCAGUGUAUUGUUGAAGCAGAUCUCGAAUGUGCGGUGACCAUCAAAAAGCCAAAGAAGAAGCCACUUCAACGUACGGAGUUCCAUCCACGUCCUCCAUUUUCAUGUGUUCCAAUUUAUACUGCAAUUCUUCUCGGAUUAUUGAUUGUUUUGAUUGUUGGAGCAGUCACAACAAUCAUCGAUAUGAGACCUGCAUUCAUUUAUGGAGAUGCCGAUAAUUCUACUCAUUUGGAGCUUAAUAAGACGUUAACUUCAAUUGUUGAACCACCCCCACCUAUCUCUCUAUCCACUUUAAAACCACAGUAA
This is a messenger RNA of Caenorhabditis remanei, 837 nucleotides long. RefSeq lists its product as uncharacterized. NCBI's taxonomy places the organism in Eukaryota, Metazoa, Nematoda, Chromadorea, Rhabditida, Rhabditidae. The transcript has 5 exons. The record is from RefSeq and is a predicted model, not a curated record. Bases 1 to 837 code for a protein of 278 amino acids.